Messenger RNA from Stegodyphus dumicola, 14301 nucleotides. Its product is annotated as vesicular glutamate transporter 1-like. Lineage: Eukaryota; Metazoa; Arthropoda; Arachnida; Araneae; Eresidae. Gene Ontology annotation, biological process: regulation of synapse structure or activity; transmembrane transport; synaptic transmission, glutamatergic. Gene Ontology annotation, molecular function: neurotransmitter transmembrane transporter activity; L-glutamate transmembrane transporter activity. The record is from RefSeq and is a predicted model, not a curated record. Gene Ontology annotation, cellular component: synaptic vesicle membrane; excitatory synapse.
CGACAACGAUCGUCUGCUGAGUGCGAGCCCACCAAGACACACUCAGAAAAAUAAGAAAUAAAGAGCAUGAAGCACACAAUAGUUAGUUCGAAAAGUGCUUUCUGAAGGCUGUGUUAAAGAGGAAACGACUUCGGAUUGCCUUUCGGGUGCUGCCGUGAACAUCCAGAUUAUUCGAUCAAGUUCUACGCUUCUCGAAAGAAAUGUCCAUUGGAUCUAUCGGUGCCAUGAAAGGGGCGAUGGUGAUGGCUGCCCAAGACCAGAAUGGUCCCGAGAGACUGGACGGACAAAAGGGGGAAUCCUUCGAGAUGCCGUCAUUAAAAUCUCUGAAUAAACCGAAAGAGAAGCUCUUGAACAAGUUUAAGACACAGCAAGAUGAAAAAGGAUUUAUGAAAGAUGAUGAACUUGACAAUGAAUAUUAUGGUGGCCUACAGGAAGACAGAAGAUCAGCCAUUGACAAAUGUAUGGACAAACACUGUUAUUGGCUAAGCAGCAUGCCCAAGCGUUAUGUCAUCUCAGUCCUCAGUUCUGUAGGAUUCCUCAUCAGUUUCGGCAUUCGAUGCAAUUUGGGCGUUGCCAUUGUAGCUAUGGUUACAGUUACAAACGCAACAAAUGACAAACCGGAGUUCAACUGGUCGCCUGAAACGAUUGGCGUCAUCGACUCAUCUUUUUUCUGGGGUUAUCUAAUCACUCAGAUCCCCGGAGGAUUCCUAGCAGCCAAAUAUCCUGCAAAUAGAGUAUUUGGUACUGCGAUAUGCGUCUCCUCUUUCCUGAACAUGCUGCUGCCAGGUGCUGCACGAAUUCAUCCGGCAGUGGUUAUUUUUGUUCGGAUAUUACAAGGUCUCGUGGAGGGUGUGACGUACCCUGCUUGCCACGGGAUUUGGCGUCACUGGGCCCCACCGAUGGAACGGAGUCGCUUGGCUACCUUAGCUUUCUGCGGCUCCUAUGCAGGUGCGGUAGUGGGAAUACCUGUUUCAGGUUUUUUAACAGAAUUGGCUGGUUGGCAGGCGUGUUUUUACUUCUACGGUUGUGCGGGUGUGGUGUGGUAUGUUUUUUGGAUGUGGAUGUCAUUCGAAAAGCCUUCCAAGCAUCCUACCAUAACUCAAGCGGAGUUGAUUUAUAUCGAGAAUAGUAUCGGAAAAGUAGCAACGUCAACUCCAACGCUGAAAACGACGCCGUGGGGAAAAAUGUUUACCUCCAUGCCAGUAUAUGCCAUCAUUGUUGCCAACUUUUGUCGCAGCUGGACGUUUUAUAUGCUGCUCAUUUCGCAAACUACAUAUUUCACUGAGGUCUUCCAUUUCAACAUCAACGAGUCAGGAAUUAUUGGAGCUCUUCCUCAUCUACUCAUGACAAUGGUGGUACCCCUUGGUGGGCAGCUGGCAGAUUACUUAAGAAGGAGAGAAAUUCUCUCCACUACUUCCGUCAGAAAAAUAUUUAAUUGUGGAGGUUUUGGUCUGGAAGCUCUUUUCUUAUUGGUUGUAGGAUAUACGCGAAGUACAGCGACGGCCAUUGUGGCUUUGAUCUUUGCCGUAGGAUUCAGCGGAUUUGCGAUUUCAGGCUUCAACGUGAACCAUCUUGACAUAGCUCCUCGAUAUGCUAGCAUCCUGAUGGGAAUGUCAAAUGGCUUUGGAACGCUGUCCGGCUUGAUGUGCCCACUGGUAGUCGAAGCUCUUACGACUCAUAAAACGGCCGACGAAUGGCAAAAGGUAUUCCUUAUCGCUAGUCUCAUUCACUUUAGCGGGGUAACCUUUUACGCUAUUUUUGCUUCGGGCGAAAAACAACCUUGGGCCGAACCUCCAGCGGAAUUAGAAGAAGGACCAUCUUGGAACCCUCUUGAAAAUGCUUUCAAAGACAGCUCAGGCGCACCAAAACAAAAUGGAGGACCUCCGUUGUCUUAUGCAGAAGCCACAACUUCCCUAACCGAAACACAGCCACCAUCCUACGGCUCAGCAACUCAGGAAUGGCAACCAGUGUACGAGACGAAACAGGAAAUGGUACAGCAGCCUUCGACUGAUCGUUAUAUGCAUGGUAGCGUCGAGGAACGCGAGUACUAGGAAACGAAACACGCAGAACUUAACAAUGAAUUCGCUGAAGAGAGUUGAUUUUCUUAAACACAUGCCUUAAGUUUGUGGUCAGAGCGGAGAUCCUUAAAAUACGCAUGUAAUUAACUUAUGUGGGAAAAUAUUUACAAGUGUUAAUCAAGGAUCAGGGACAUGAGCCAAAGCAAUAUAGUUUAUAUCAUAAUACCAUGAGCAGAUCUGGAUCGGAAGAGAUCUAGAUUCAUCAUGUGGAAUAAUGUAGCAGCGUAUAUGUAUGUGUAUAUGUAUACAUAUACAUACAUAUACUUUAUAUAAAACUAAAAUUCAGUGUCGUAAAUAUGUAUACCAGAAUAAGUCAGAUCAUGAUGGGGCUUAAUUUGUAGAUUUAGAAGUAAGACUCAGAACAGUAUUAAAUUCUAAACGAGCAGAAAGUGAAAGUAAGACAAAUGUUUCUAAGCCAGUCAUUCUUAACUAAAGUUUACUGGAAGGUCAAAUAAAAGUAGUUUAUGUAAGUCUAGGACCAAAUCAUAAGUCAUAAUCAUAAUAAAUUAUUGUACUAUUUUUAUGAUACCUCAGUAAGAGUUUCAUUUAAAAAUUUAAACACGAGACAAAUCAGUAUUUGAAAAUAUUUAAUUAAUGCUAAUAUCCGAAGGAACGUGCAUUCUUAUAAAAAAAGGCCUUUCUAUUAUUGUUCUAAAUCGUACAUUCCGUCAAAUGCAUGAUCUGAAGCGUAUCUAAUUAAGAAACUAAUUAAAAAUUGAAAAUAUCUAAUUAAAUAAUUAAGAUAGGUUAAAGAUUUUCAAAAUUAAGAAACUAUUUUUUAAGACUUAAAGUUUACAUUUUAUGUGUUUUUCUUAAAGAAUUUUUUUGUUUAUGACUUUUAUCGCAUUUUUGUUUUUCAAUUCUAAAGCAGUUUUUGUUAGAAUCUGAUAUAAGACAAGUUUAUAUUAAAAAUGAGAAUAAACAACUUUAAUUCUGAUCUGGCAUUUUAAAUUCAUAAAUAAAACUUAUCUUUCGCUAUUCGUAUCUGUAAAGGAAACAAUGCAUGUGGAUGGUUUUUCUAUGAAAGAAGAAUUUUGUUUUGAAAUUCCACAGCGUUCAGAUUUUUCUCAAUUUAAUCCAGACUAAUUUUUAGCAUUCGAGGUAAGAAAAAUAUAUGCUUAAUUUAAGCUGAAGAAAUGUGAAACAUUUCAAUGAAAAUUUGUUUAUUAUUGCAAAAUAUUAAUUUUGAGACACUAUCAAGGAAAUAAAAGCUCUGAUAAAAUAUCUGUAGUAAUUGACUACAGAAAAGUUUACUAAUGGAUUUAAUUUGAAUCCAGUUUCGAUGCCACAUCUAAAAAUGAAUUUUUUACAUAGCAACAUGUGUAUUAAAAUAUUUAAGAAAAAUUUCGCUUAUGUUGUUCUAACAGUAAUUUAGAAAUUUGGAAAUUUCAGUGAAGUAAAUCUCUUGCUCUUGUAGUAUUGUGCUUUACCGAAAGAAAGAUCAUAGAAGCAUUAUUUUAGAUUGAAGGGCAAAUGUACUUAAGCAAUCAACCCAGAAUAUUCUAAUAUGGAUAACAAGGCAUAUCAUUAAGUAAUAUAAAACGAUUUAUGUUUUAAUUAGCAUUCAGAUAAUAUAAAAAGACUGAUUAAAUGCUUAUCAAUAAGUAUAAAACUACGUUGAUUGAUCGUUGCAAUUACGUUGAAAAGAGCAAUUUUACAGAGAAACAAAAUGGCACAAAUAAUUUGCAAUCAAGCUGAUCUUCAAAGAUUUUUUUAUAGUGAGGACGUUCUUUUAUGCAACUAUUUUUGAGGAAAUCCUAAAUUUAUGAUCCAAGUAAUUAGUCGAAAAAAUGCUUUGUGGUCGUUUAGAACACAUAAUCCUUUCGAGACUUAUUUCGAAUCACGUCAUCUUAUAUUUGCACGCAGAUUUGUACAAUUGUAUAAGCACAAAAUAAUGCUUAAAUAUGAGUAAUAUUUUGUAUAAACGCAAAAUUUUACUUAAGUAUUUAAGUAAUAUGUUUUACCAUAAUUGCAUGGCACAUUUUGAGAAGACUUCACCAUCAUGUCGCAAAAGGCUCAAAACUAUGAAAACUGAGACGAAUAACACUGAUUUAAUAUGCUAUAAAUGUGUACUUAAAAAUAAAUGCUGAUACAUAUUAAUUUUCAAAGACUUAAAUGAGACUUGAUUCCUCAAACUUAUUAAUAAAUUCUAUUUCUGUUGAGUAAAUGUAUCAUACAUGAUAAUAUGAGGAAUAUACUCCCCUUUUAAAUAUGCGUGUUCUUAAUACACAACUUUAACUUUUAACAAUUCUAGUUUAAAUUUUCUUGCGUCUUCCUUUCUAAGCAAAAAAUACAUGAGAAGAUCUUCAAUACCUGUUCUGUAAAAGAAAACAAUUUAUAAGCGAAGUUUCAUUCAGAAAUUUAGAAUACAAUUUUUAACUUAGUUUUUAUACAUUGCUGAAAAGUUAUCGUUUGCAUUUAAUAGGAUGAAGGAAAUUUAUUGAAUGGAAAAUAGUAUAAUAGCAUUUCUAACAUCUUGGCGAUAUUCAGUUUCAGCAAGAUUUGCCUAUUUAUUCAUAAUACACUAAACAAGAUAAUUUUUAAGUUUCUAUGUAAAAUUCAACUCCGUCAAAAAAUUAUAAUUCGAAAAAAUCGUCAAAAAAUUAUCAAACUCACUUUCAUAUAACGAAAGAAAACGGAAUUCAAUCCUAAGAAUCAAAACUAAAUGGGAUGCAUUAAUCCUCCAUAUGUGAAAGACAUGUCUAUAUAAUCAAUGAUAUUUCUACGAAUACCUAUGAAUAGGUACAUGUAUGUACAUUUAGAAAUAUCUAGAAAUAUACCCAAAUUAUAGAGCAACAUGAUUAGAUAAAAUGGUUCCUGGUACAAAGAGGCAGAAGUGUUUUAAAUUUGUAGUUAAGAAAAUAUGUGUUUUUUCCUGGUACAGUAGAAUUCCACCGGACACCAUUCGGAUAAUUGGAUUUUUUCCAAAGAAAGGGUCUAAUGUACACUUUAAUUCAUUACUGUAUGUUGAAAAUGGGGAAAAACUAUUUUUAAAGAAAAAGAGGUUUUAAUUAAUUAAAAUGAAAAGGCAACACUUUUACGUACAUGUUAUAUAGUGUACUGUACAAUACUUACAAGUGCUGAAAGUCAUUGCUUGCUGAACAUCUCGGUCAAAGUAAGCUGUUUGACUGUCUUGAUCCGUUUUCAGUCAGCCAAGUCGCGCAUCUGCUUGACUGUGAGAAGUUGCAUGUGGUCGCACUCAGGCUAACGCUCCAGCCUCUUCAACGCAGUUUCAAGGCCGGCAAACCCUUCACUAGCUGAUGGUCCCAUGCGUGCUUCAACUUCGAAAUUAAGGCCACCUUCUUCCUCAACAUUUUCUUCUCUCACACUUUCAAUACGUUCACAGUCAUUCAGAAUUUGAAACCCAGGGUCUGACGAAUCACACACCAUCCAUUAUGCCAUAUCCCACUAACUUCUGAACAUCCAGGAAUUUUCAAAAGAAUGUUUCUUAAUUCCUCAAGUGCCACGUCGUCCUCAUCUUGUCCUGUCUCUUCCCUUUCCUUUUCUUGAGCUUCUUUUCCUUUUUCUCCUUUUCAUUCUCUUCUUCAGUUGAUUCUAAAAAAUUCUGAAAGUGUUUCGGAUAAUCAGCAAUUCGGAUAGUCGGAGUUCGGAUAAUUGGAGUUGUACUGUAUUCGGAAUCUUCGAGAUUCCGGUGAUAUGUCUUUAAACUUUAUUAUUAAUAUAUUAAUAACUAAUAUGAAAAAUAGCCUCUGUUCUAUAAACUCAACAAUAUGCUAUACUUUAUGAUUUCAAUGAUUCAUUCGAAACUUAGUCAUGGAUGAAGAUUUAGUUUGAGUAAUGUUAAUUUUAACAUCAAAAUUUAAUCAAAAGUAAUAGGUUGGUAAAGUGAUGUGACACUUAAAAUCAUGCUUAUAUGAAAUUCAGUUAUAAUUCUCAUACCAGUUAAAUGUCAUUUAUAUAUUUCGUCUCAGGCUUCUUACCAAAGAGCCGUUUUUAACUGUGUUAUCACAUAUGCUUCUCUCGAAUACGACGACGGUGCUACUAUAAUAUGCGCAGAUGGUACCAAAUAUCUGUCCCACUGCGCACGCUCAGUCAGAGUUACACUGUGAUGCGCAAGUACGACGAGCCGUAGUACAUUAGUAAACACGAUUUCUACAAAUUAAGCCCUUUCUGUCUAUGUGAUGCGUAUUAAAGCGCCAUUUAUUGGAACAGUUUCGACUAAGUAAGCACCUUAUAUGGGUUAUGCUUUAGCUUUCAUUUUUCUAAUAAAAAACAAUAAAAUUAUCUACUAUUGCAUAUGGAAAAAGUAAUUUAUACUUCCUUCAUUAUUUGUUUAUAAAAUAUAUUCACAUAUCAAAAUCGAUUAUUGAGAUUCAGUAUAAAUUAACUGGUUAGGUUUGAAGAAGAGAGAAUACUUUAAAAGCAAAGAAUAACGUUUAAAAUUUUAUUUUUUUUUAAAUUGUUGAAUAUUAAAAUGGCACUUUAACGCAUCAUUUUCCAAAAUAACAGAUAUUGAACAUUCCCAAAAACUUUUUAUUCUGUGUUAAUAAUUUUUUUGUGUCUAUCAACGUCCUUGCAGCUACAGCUCUAACACAGUCAAUAUUUCUUCUGACAUCUCUCAAUGUGAUUGUUUUUAAUAUAAUGGCGCAUUUGUGAUGUCCCCAUAGCCAAGAUAAUAAUAUGUUCAGAAGUCGAGAAAAUACAUGAUUUCUGAACAUAGUAAUCACGUGGUAUAAUCGUUCGUUUUCUUGAAAAUUUAAAAAAUUUUAGAAAUUUCGUUGCUUCCACAAAUGGAUUACUAGAGAGUAUGAAAUAACUUUAAAAAAAUUGUUUAAUAUUAAACUUCUAAAAUUUAUUAAUGAAUUUUUAAAGUUUAUAAAAGGUUGCAUUUACGCAUUUCAAUUAGAAUUCUCCCGUAAGUUUUUUUUAAUCUUUUUAUAUUUAUUAUCAUCGAUUUUCCUUCGUUAACUAAGUAAAAAUUUACUAACAGUUUUAUUUAUGCUAUCAGAGGAUAUUUAUAAAAAUCUUCUGUGAUUGUCAUAAAACAUUAAGUGUUACGUUUACAAAGAGUACUAUCUUAUAUGUCUUUAAGAAAUCAAAAUCUAUGACGUCACAAAUUACGUUGUAGCUGAGAAAUAUUAAAUGGCGCUUUAAACAGAUAACCAUUUUACCUGUGUAUCAGUAUCAAUUAUAUAAGCAGUGUUGGCAUUUUGAAACUUCUCUGUGUGUGUGUGAAUAUUUUCUCAGCACAAUACUUCCCAUUUUGAUAGAUGUUGUCAUAUCUGUGUCUUAUAUCUUCUGCAAAUGUUGUAUCCGAUGCCUCUUUCCACCUCCUAUACAGAGCAGUGAUUAUGGAAGAAGAGGCAACACGUUAAUUUGUUACGUCAUAGACAGAAGUAUAAUUGGUCUCUUGGAUGUGUUUUUGCACUGAAGAAAAAGAUUUUCCUGAUUUAUUAGAUUGAGUAACUUGCUAAACAAUUUCGAAGGAAUAAUUCUUCCAAAUUUGUAUGCAUUUUAUUAGCUUUUUCUACAGACGCUUAUAAAUCUGGAGUUUUACGAAAUCGAAGAUUUGAAGAAAUGAGAAAUGAAAAUUGCAGUUAUUGAAGAGAAAGAUUAAUUUUUAACUAGCUAUUAAAAUAAUUCAUAAUAUUGUCAUAUUAUUGAUAUUGGGUAUUUUUUAAAUAAUUCAUGUUAAUUUUUAAAAUAUUUUUCGUUAUUUAAAUAAGAACCAUAUUCGAUCUUUAAUAAGAGAAUUUCAAAUACUUUUUUUGUAAAAAUAAAUUAUCAUCUAGACCAUAAUAUCAGUAUCUAAGCAUAAUUAUGCACGUGUCUUAAACUAGUACAAUUUAUGCCAAAAAUGGUGAAAUUUCCUUUAAACAGUAAUGUUUAGUUCAAUGUUAGACACUUUUAACAACUUCAGAUUUAUUUCUCAAUAACAUUUUAUCACGUUCUUUGAAAUUUUUUCGGAAAAUUAAACCAUUUCUAAAGCUAUUCAAGAACAUAAGAUGGAGAACAUAGAUGGAGUUUCAUAGUUUCAUAUAGUUACAUAAUUUAAAUUUAUUUAACUUUAAAUAAAACAUAGAUAUAUGAACUUACUUCUUAACAAAGCGCUUUCAGAAAAAAAGAAUACAUUUAUUCGUUUGUUAUACUGUAAAUUUGCUUGUCGAGUUAUUAAGAAAACCACCUCGAUUAGCUUACGAUAUGCAAGGUUUAGCCAGACUUCUGGACAUUAUUUACAUGAAUAAAUUAUAAAAUGUAACCUAAUUAACUAUUUUUAAACAAAAAAAAUUCAUUAUUUUAAAAAAUAGUUCAUUUUAGUUUAACUGGUGAAUAUUGUUUAUAUCUUUCUGAAAACAUUUUAAAAUCUUUUGUAAGACCAUUAUGAAAAUGGAAUUAUAAGAUUUGUAAUAAAAUUUCUUUUUCUAAUACAAAGUUUUAUUAAGGAAAUUCCAUUUAAAUUUAUUUUCGAUUUAAAAAAAUUAAACUGAAACUAAUUUUAAUUUAACUAAUUCAUAUUUAUUAAAUAAAUUUGUAUCUUCAAUAUAUAGCAUUUUUUAUUAAGCACAAUUAUUGUAAUUAAAAGCUUUGUAACUUAAAUUUUGCUGAUUAAACCCAUUAAACCGUGAUUGCUUUUCACAUAGAUUAAAUUAUCAAAUAGAAUAAAUUCCUUCAACAUUACUUGUCUCAAGUCACAUAUCUAAAUAUAUGUCUUAGGUAUAUAUCUUAAGACAUAUACCUAAAUAUUUUCUUGUUAAUAUAUUAAUACUUAAUUAAACUGAAAACUGCUUAAUUUCGCUUAUAAUACGUAUUCUUUCCUUGCGAAUCUUAUCACACAUUUUCCCUUCGAUAAAAAUUAUUUAAGAACUAUAUCACAAAAACCAUCCUGGAAGCAAAUAUACUUCUAGUAUUAAAUAAUCAUAGAUGUUUGUCUCUCUAUAUCAUGUUGAUAUUGUGAAAAAUAUUUGUUAGAUAAAUUUUCCUAUAUAAUUUAAUGAAUCCGUCUAUUCCUGCGUUGAUUGCUGUAACGACAGAUAUUUUAUGCAAUGAUGUUAGAAUUUUGCAAUUAUAUUGGAAGUUUUGCAUUUGUUGUAGAUGUCUGUGUACUUGAGAAGCAGUUUAUUCCAAGUCAGGAGGCUAUGGCAGUUACAUGUUUAAUGCCUUUGCAAAAUUUUGCCAUAAAAUCAGAUUUUCAUUAUAAUGAGAAAAAUAUGGUUGCAGUUCUAAAUAUUUAUUCUAGAGUGGAAUGCUUCCAGGUGAUGAAAAGGGGAAUCUGUAAGAAGGUUUUUCUUUUCUACAAGAAUUGUUAAGAUAAUGAUUUCUGUCAUCGUCGUAAAAGAAUUUUGAUAUGUAUGAUCUCCUAUAUUUAAUAUUAAAAGGUAAAAAAAUGUAGAAAAAUCUACUUUAAUCAAAAAUAUUUCUAUGCAAGGUAAUGCCAUGAUAUCUUGCAUAGAAGUUUAAUGUUAUUACUUUUUUUUCUACUUUCGAUCUGAUCUUCCAUGUUUUUGAUAUAACAAGGUUUCAAUAAUAUAAUCAGCUAGUCGAUGUUGAAAAGUGGGUAACUUAAUAGAAUGGAAAUAAUGACCAGUAAACUAUGCAUUAAACAAAUGAAAAUAUUUUAUUAGUAUUUUUUAUUGUUAUCUCAUUUGCAUCCAUCAAUGUUAUCUGAUUUCUUUUCCUCAAUGAUAUCUGAUAUGCAUUUCUCAAUAUUAUUUCAUAUAAAUUUAUUUUAAGGUCAGUUUGACAUGUUUGUCAACAUUGCUAUUUAUAUUAAUAAAUCAGGGUAUUUUAAAAGCGUACAAUUUCAGCAUUUAAAAAUACUCUGAAAUUCAAUUUCUUUUAUGUAAUCCUUUGAUUCUGAGCCACUAUUUUUUUUAUUUCAUUCAAUGAGGCGGAACAGUAUUUUUCGUUGACCUUUUUAUUUAGUUAUUUUAUUACAUUACAUUUUAGAAAGAUUUACUCAAUAUUGUUAGCUUUCUAAUGAAGACAGCUAUGCUGUAGAUUUUAUUGUUAAGCACUUUUUCCCGGUAUAAGGGUGAAUUUUAUUUAAUUAAAAGUUCAGAUAUUUGUGCUUGUCUUUCAUCUAUUAAUUCUUCUAUGAGACUCUGAACGCCUUUGAAAAAAUAUCCUUAAUAAAUUAUUCAUUCAUCACGUAAAAGUAUUUCCUUCAUUUAAUUGCAUCUGUGCGAUCCUUUAUAUGAACUUAUUGUAUAUGCUUUGUUUUCUGUAAUAUUUUUCAUGAGUUUAUAAAAUUCACUUCAUCGAAAAAUAUUUUUAAAUGGCAGUUUAAUUUCCAAAGCAUUCCACAACUAGAUAUUUCUCUUGUAUAGUAUGUGUAUAUUCUUUGUGCAGAAAUUUCAAAAGAGGUCAUAUUUUUUUUAUUUUAAUGUCAUGCAAGUUUGCUAGAUAAUGUUGAGAAUCCUGACUUGCAAUUUAAACUGUACUAGAAGGAAAAAUCUAAUAUUGAUAUUUAAUGUAAACUGGUUAAAUACGGACAACUGCUCCUUUUCUGAUAUAUUUCCUAAUAAACUAAUUUUCUUUGUACUAGUGAAAGCAAUAAUAUUUUGGUGUCGAAUUGAUUGUUUUCAUUAGAUGCCAGUGAAUUUCGAUAGACCUUUUUUUAAUGUGAGGACAUUCAAGUUUGGCACUUUGCAAGUGUCAUUCGUGUUCAGAUAAUGAAUUUUGUGCAGAUUAUAUAAAAGAAAUUUAUUUUCUGAUGUAAAGAGUUCGUUAGAACUGAAUGACAGAUGCAAUGAGAUCAUUUGUCACGAAGUUUUAAUUAUUCUAGGGCAAUAUGAGCUUUUUUCGUCGCAAACUUUCAAUUUAUUUUCCUAUCUUUUAUAGGGUAUCUGUAUUAAGUUUAUAAAACUCACUAUGUGAUUCGUAAUUUAAGAAAUUUUAUUCCUUUUCAUUUUAGAAACAUUGUUGGCUUGCAUGUUUUUAAUGAUAAAAAUAUACUUUAUAUUUUACUUUACUUGUUUCUUGAGCUUACAUCUCUCAUUUUAGAAACAUUCAAACGCAGAUUAUACUUCUGGAAACUUAUGAUUGGUUCGGAUUUUAUAUGAUUUCUGCUUUAUUCAACAACUAGAUGAGAAAUUAUUUACUCAUGCUAAUACAUGAAUUUAUUUUAUUUCUCAUAUCGUUUCCCUUACUUCUGUAAUAAAAAUCUAAUGCAUGAAUUUUCCUGUAAUAAGGUACGGUUCAUGCAGUAUCUUUAACCAGUAUUUCAUAAUGCAAUAAAUUUAGAUAUAAUAUUUUACCUUUCAUUAAUUAACAAAAUUUUCAUUUCGUUAGAGGGUAAAUGUCUUGUCUUUAUUUGUCUAAGUUCGAUGUUUAAUAAACUUUCAUAAUACUUUUUUAAAAACGAUUUGCCAACUUAAAUUAGAAAAUUGUGCUACUUUGAAAAUAUUUUGCAAUUCUGUUUUGCAAGUUCAUUUUUUAUCGCAGUUAGGUAUUCUAUAAGCACCUCUGUAUAGCCUAGCUGUAGCAUCGAAACUUUAUCAUUUCGUCGUAUAGGUGGUAAAGAACAGAAUCUUUCAAAUACCGAAAACUUAUAAACUAACUGUGACUAAAUAUAUCACAGCCAAGUUGUGAUAUUAUCUGAACGUAUUCAUUCAUAAGUAUGUAUGUGACUUUUGCAUGCACGAAGUAGUUAUGUAAAUGUAAGAUAGUGUUAUAAGCCAUAAAUUUAGAUUUUAUGAUAUUUAAUAUCAAUGUAAAUAAGGAAUUUAGUUUAUUUACGCUUACAGCCAAGUUUCUUGCUUUCGAAGUCUGGAAAUAUUGCUAUGUCUACUUUUUUAAAUGUGGUUCAAGAUUCCAAAAGAAGGCUGUGGUUGUUUAUUAAACAAAUAAGAUUUAUAAUCUGUUUUCAGUUUUCCUACAGCAAUGAAAUUAUUUCAGGAAUCUGUAAUUAAUUAAGCGUGUUCAAAGAAAUUAGUUAAAUUAUCCUUUGUUAGGUUUUAUUUGGUAUUAUAAAUAAAUUAUGUUAAUCCUUUUUAAGCUGAUAAAAAGUCAACAUGUGCAAUACGUUUAGCUUUAUAGAUAAACGAUUAUGUUAAUAAAAUAUGUAAGACAUUUUAAAUCUUAUUACCUUAUCAUUUAACUAAGUCAUUAUUACAAGUAAAAUCAAAGCAAUCUAAGAAGCGACCAGAGCUUAAAUCUUAAGACAAGCACUCGUAUGUAAUUACAUUUUACAAAAUAAUUUACAUACACAACAGUUAUUUUUUAUUUCUUUACAAAUAGCAUUCUUUUUCUGAAGUCUUUAUUUUCCUAAUACGUUAAAAUUUUGCACCAUCUGUUAUUAUAAUAUCAACAUUCAGAGAUCUUCCAAUGCAUUUUUCAUAGCCUCCGGAUUAGAAAUUAGAAUUAGAAACCGAAUCAGAAAACAGCAUUGCUCCAUAUACUUUUCAUGACGUCUUUCGUGCAUGCAAAACGUCAGCAGUGAGAAUCGUUUUGUUUGUAGAUAUUUUGCUAAAGUUGUGUUAUGGGUCUCUUCUUGUUUUACACGUUUAAAGUUGGGAUACGCAGGACUACUGAUGAAAGGUAUCAAGUUUCUCUGCAAAACUUAAUAACAAUCAAUAUAUGCAAUAGUCAUUGUUUUAUAUGUGGUUUGAAAUGUUUCUGUAAAAUUAUUUUCGGAGGAGCUGGCAACGAUCACAGAAUUUAUUCCAGGCACAGAAUCUAUUCGUAUUCACAGAAUUUAUUCGUAUUCCAUUUCAACUAUUUAAAAAUAAUCUCUGUAUAAUAUAAAAAUUAGUUCAGCGCUUUUAAAUUUCUGGAAUAAAUAACUAACAUAGCAUCAGAUUUUUACCAUCGACAGUAAUUCAAAUUCUAAUUUAAAAUAAUGCUUUAUCUAAUCUAACUUCUGUAACUCGAAAUUCCAUUCAACCAAAUACUCGCCAAACCAUUAAUGAUGCCAUUUUCAGAACUGUAAAUAAUUUCUUCUAGAACCAUUUUAUACAAUUAAUUUAAUUGCUUCGAAUAAGAAUGCCAUUUUGAAACUAGAAAGUAUAAUCUGAUUUUCCUGAUUCUAUCUUAAUUCCGAAUAGCAGACAACUUAAAUCUUAUAAAAGAUUAGUGGUUCUCCAUUUUUUACUCUCGUUUAAUCUGAUUUAAAAUGUGUGAAAAAGCAACUUAAAUUAAAAUAAUUGUGAUUUAUAAAACAAAAUCUGAAAAGGCUCAAAUUUUUAACGACUUCCCCAAAAGGGCUCAUUUAAAGUUUAACAAGGUUUGUUAGUUCAGAUUAUCAUUAGACAUGGACCAGGUGAAAUAGCGAAACAUUUAUAGGAUAUUAGAUGAAUAUGCACUUAGAUAAACAUCGGAAAAUUAUCUUCUGUAUAUUUAAAAAGUGAAAAAUAUGUAAUGUAAUUCUAUAAAAAUAUUAAUGCUCUUAAUUAGUUAUAUCAUAAAUUAAUUGCAUUUUAUUUAACUGAAUCAAAUUCAAAAGUAAAAAAAUACUAGUUUUAAGAACUGUAUCUAUUGCUUUUAACUAGCUUAGUUUGUUCAUCAACAACAGAUAGAUUAAAUUUAGAAUAUAAUUAUCUUAUAUUUUGACGAAUGGCAAUAGACUGGAAUGAAAACUGAAACAAUGCAAGGUCCGUUUUUAGCCUAAUAGUCCUUUUGAGCCAAUAAAUUUCUGGUAGCACUGAAUUCUUUGCUUCAAAAACUGAACGGAAGUACUACCCAAUUGGAUGCUAAUAAAAUCAUUUACACUUAUUAGUGGAAAAAAAUAAGGUUUUAUUUGACAGCUUCGGGACACUGGGUGGUAUAAAUCUCCUGUUUUGCGAUUUCUUAUUUAUUUUGCAAAUAUAAGUAGCGAUAAACUAUGAGAAACGAAUAUUCUACUGAAAAUACACUCAUGAAAAAUCUAAAAGGUCCAUAUUAAAACACUAAAGUCUUAAACAAUCUAGUUACUUUUCCACUUCAAAAGAAAUCUUUUUCCCAAUAUAUUUAGGCGAAUACUUUUAUAUACAUAUACAGAUUCUGGAACAAAAACAGCAAUGUAUGUUAAGAUUAAUUUUAUUCCCACGACCGAAAGUUAUCAAGUUAUUAAAAUAGCGAUUGUUUUGAAGUAGCUACUGGAUAAAUACUUUGAUUGGCCAGUUCCUGCUAAUAAAAUGUUACGUCAUUCUGUUCAUUCUAAUUGCUUUGUCAACUGUGUAAUUCAGUUGGCAAAAGCCUUAGUGUGAUUUCAGAUUCUUUUUUGGUGCUGUAAAUAAAUUAUGAAGAGAAAAUGAAAUAAUAAAAAUUAUGUUGAAGAAAUGAA